This is a messenger RNA of Salvia splendens (bonfire salvia), 1386 nucleotides long. RefSeq lists its product as uncharacterized. Bases 1 to 1386 code for a protein of 461 amino acids. The transcript has 3 exons. Lineage: Eukaryota; Viridiplantae; Streptophyta; Magnoliopsida; Lamiales; Lamiaceae. The record is from RefSeq and is a predicted model, not a curated record.
AUGAACGGACGCAAUAAUCGUGCUCCAAUUCCUCCAUCAGAUGACACAUCAAGCCCCUACUUCCUCCAUCCGAGUGAUAAUCCAGGUGUGAUCCUUGUUCCACAGUUAUUGAUUGGAUCUAACUAUUCCACAUGGAGUCGUUCCUUCACUACAGCUCUUCUAGCCAAAAACAAAUUGGUUUUCGUUGAUGGAUCUAUAGUUCGACCAAAUGGAGAUGAUUUACUUUAUCAAGCUUGGAUUAGAUGCAAUAGCAUGGUUGUUGCUUGGAUCCGCAACUCAGUUUCACAACAAAUCUGCUCUAGUGUCAUGUUUUUGGAUAAUGCAUAUGAUAUUUGGUCAGAUCUGAAAGAUAGGUUCUCCCUUGGAGAUUCUGCUCGGUUCUAUCAACUAAGGCAACAGUUGAUGACUCUUAAUCAAGGAAGCUUGGAUGUUAAUGGCUACUUUACAAAUCUGAGAUCAGUUUGGGAUGAAUUUAAGAGUACUCAGCCUAUUUCCUGGUGCAAUUGUAAUCGGUGCACCUGUAAUAGCUCAAGCAGAUGGCAUCAGCACCAGGAAAAUGAAUGCACAAUGCAGUUUUUGAUCGGCUUGAAUCCUAGUUUCUCACAGAUCAGAUCCAACAUUCUGGCGAUUACUCCUUUGCCUUCACUCUCUAAGGUGUUCUCCUUAGUAAUUCAGGAAGAGAGACAACGACGCAUUGAUGGAAAAGCUAUAUCAUCAUCAUAUUCAUCAGUCUCUACUCCAAUCUCAAGUGAACAACCAUUUGCUAAUGCUACCUCAAACUUUGGCAGAGGAUUCAACAAGUUUUUAUGCACUCAUUGUGGUAAAACUAAUCAUAAUGUUGAUAAAUGUUUCUUCCUCCAUGGUUUUCCUCCAGGAUAUGGAAGAGACAAGCCUAAACCAACUGGAUUCGGUCAAUCCACUCCAUAUAAACAGAAAUCUGUCAAUUUUGUUGAAGAAAAUUCAGACUCAUCCAGUUGGAAGGGAUCUCAAUCUGGAUCUCAGCUUCUUCCUGCAAAUCUACCAAGUCUAGAUCAAUAUCAGCAGCUUGUGAAUCUCUUGCAAAGUCAGUUCCACACUCAAUCCUCUCUCACUUCCUCUGAUUCUGCUCAAACUUCACAGAUAAAUUCACAAUCUCAGACUGCACCUUUCUCUGGUACGGAAGCUACACGGGGGAUCAUGAUUGGGAAGGGUAAACGUGUUGGAAACCUCUACAUUCUUGACUUACCUCAAUCAUCAACCAGUAUUUCAAGUACUUCUCAGAAUUCCACACAUAUUGAUGUUUCUGAUCCAACUAUUUCUGUAAACUCUGUUGUUAGUUUGGAUCUAAACAAAGAAAACCAGUUUUUCCUGACUCCACAAACAGAUCCUCAGCCAUCUUUGAUUUGA